AUGGAGCUGUUCCAGCACGGCCAGCACGUGCGGCUGCGGAGCCGCGCGCUGGGCACGUACCUGCACGCCGACGAUGACGGGCAGGGCGCCUCCCUCCACCACCGCCGGGCGUCGAUGAACGCGGCGUGGGCGGUGCACGUGCACCAUCCCCCCCGCGCGCAGGUGCCGUACCUGCUCCUCCACAGCGCCGCCUACGGCCUGUACCUCGCCGCCACGGACGGGCCGGCGCCGGUGGGCCUCCGCGGGUUCCGCGUCGAGCUGCGCAGCUACGACCAUCGCGAGGCGGACGCGGUAUGCUGGACGGCCAGCCGGACGGGGUCCGGGGACGACGUCCGGCUCCAGCACUUCAACCUCGGCUGCCUCCGCGCCAACGGCAAGUACCUCCCCUGGAACAACGGCGCCAGCAUCGGCCACAUCGACGGCGCCAGCACGAUGAUGCACUGGGUCGUGGAGCCCAUCCCCGCCCGGGAGACCAUGCCUCCCCUCCCACGUUCGACCGGGCUUACCCUCCCCCGGGCCGUGCUGCCGUCGCGGCAGAUCGUGUACGUGUGGACGGACAACCACGGGGACCUCAUCACCAGCGGCUGGCACACGUUCAGGGGGAGAUCCGUGUUCCACCUGAGGAAGGAGCUGGCCAGGCUGCUCAACGCCGUCCAAGUCUUGGGCGUCGGCGACCUCGUCUUGUGCCUCCCCACACGUGAUGGCCGGCUUUUCCCACUCCUCGUCGACCUGCCCAACAACCGCCAGCCCCUCCACGUCGUCGUCGUCAUCGCCGGGACGCCUCUUCACGCGCGGCUGCGGUACGCGGAUGUCGAUGCAGAGUAG
Triticum turgidum subsp. durum (durum wheat) is the source of this 825-nucleotide messenger RNA. The record is from the annotation of a GenBank genome assembly. NCBI's taxonomy places the organism in Eukaryota, Viridiplantae, Streptophyta, Magnoliopsida, Poales, Poaceae.